CUGCGAAGAAUACAUUGAACUUGGUUGCGGUGUCUGUGAUGUUCGUUCGUGCCGUUCUGCUCCCGAACGACUUUUGAAAACUCACUACUUCUAAAUGAAAUUAUGAUGUGCACAUGAUUGAUAACCGAGAUGCCUCCUGCAUACGCAUUAACGCUGCUCCUUCUGGUGCUGACUUCUUCCGGUGCCAUUGACGAAGACUUCGCCUUCGAUCUUUCCGACGAGAUAGGAACGCCGAUUCCCGUACAAAAUUUAAACAAGAAGUUCCUUCCAACUACAACCGCCGUCGUUGGACGUGUAUUCCAUUACCAAAUACCCGUAGACGUUUUUAAAGAAGAAACUAUAAAAUUAAAGGCAAAAUUAGAUGGUUAUCAAUCUUUACCAUCAUGGUUACUAUUUGGUAAAUCGGCAGGUGUUUUUUGGGGUGUUCCAACGGAAGAAGAUAUUGGAGAACAUCACGUGGUCGUCAAAGCUUACAAAAAGAAUGACAUCGUUACGUACGAGUUUAUUUUGAUUGUACACGAUGGUGAAAAUUACGAAGAAUGUUCGACGUCCGAUGAUUUAACGGUGCUUAAAAUAAAAAUCGCCAAAGAAUUGAAAACGAUCAAUCCUAAACAAAGAGUUACUUCCGUUAUGAACAUUGCAAAAUUUCUCGGGUUGCCAGAUAGUGCCUUUAAAAUAAAAUCAUCGCUCGAAUCAAAUGAAAACGCAAACGUUUUUAUGAUUGGACCAGGAAAUGUAAAAUCACGCAAUUUGAAGGCAUCGACAAUUAUUAAAGUCGUCGUCGGAUGUAAUGGGAGAUUGUGGAACAAAACAACAAAAAUUAUUCAUAGAUUAAAACCGCAAUGUGUUGAUGGAACGGUUGAAGAAGUUUUAGGAUUACCAGUUACUGGUUGGGAAUUACUUAAAGAAAAAUCUGAUUAUAGGUCAAAAAGACAAAUCGAAAACGGAAGCGGAGAUGAUUUAACAAAUAGUGGUGAUGGUGACGGUGAAGAUGAUUAUGUAUACGAAAAUUACGAUUACGAAGAAUACUUGGAUAACAACGAUGACUUAGAAACGCCUGUUCUUUCUUUCCCGGUCGGUACAACAACCCCACGCACAACAACAACGGAAAAGUUAACUACAACAACUCCUUCAACAACUACAACAACCACUUCAUCAACUUCAACAGGUGCUUCAACAGUUACGGAAGAAAUUACGGAAGUUCAUCCUCAUCGUCAUCAUCACGGCGAAUCUAUGAGUCCUAUUUCUGAAAAGAAAACAACUGUUAGUAUUCAAACCAGUAGAGAGACUAAUGUAUUUACAACAACUGAAAAAGACGAUUUUGACAAUUACGAUUAUGAUAUAGAUGAUGAAGAUGAUGACAUCGAAAGUGAAACGAUAAUUCCAGUGAACAAACCCAAACUUGAUUCAUCCAAUAAAAAAAUAACCAAAGUUGAUGAAGAUAAUUUGGAAUAUACACCAGCAAGUGAGUCCACAACAAUGAAUGAGAAAAUUACUGAACCAAUGAGUGAAACCACUGUUAGUGUUUUACCAAAAAAAUCCACAACAAUUAUAGAUGAAGAAGACGAUGACAAAACAAAAAUAGAAGUUACAAGUUAUAUAGAUAACGAAGUUACAUCUACCACUGAAAUCGAAAAAGAAAUUAUUACAAGUCCAACAACCACCACGUCAACAACCACAUCAUCAACUACAACAACCACAUUACCACCAUCAACUACAACCACAACAACCACAUCCACGACUAUUUUACCUCCAAUUUUAUUAACAACAAACUCAACAGAAUCUCAAACAACACCCAUCACUUCAACAACAGAAACAUUACUAAAACUUUCUACAACAACAGAAAGCGCUAAUAUAAACACAACAUUAUCUGAAGUUGUUGAAUCCACGACUCAACUAGGUCCAUCAACCGAAGAAACGAAUGAUACUCAGGAAGAAACUGUUGUUAAACAAACAACUCUUAGACAUAUUACAACAACGCAAAAACCGACUAGUCGCGUUACAACGGAAACUAUUAUUUAUGAAGUGCGGAAUUUCCCGCCGACUCUUCAAAACCGAUUAAAUCGUGUUGCUGCAACGGCCGGGAAAGCUUUUAAUUUUACUAUUCCUGAAGAUACAUUCUCCGAUUUAGAAGACGGAACGAAUUUGAAAUUGGAAUUUUUAGAUGCCGAAGGAAGACCUGUCGAUAAAUACUCGUGGUGUCAAUUCAGACAGGAAGCGAGGGAAAUUUACGGAUUGCCUAUGGAAGAUAAUGUCUCUAGAUGGACGUACACGAUUAGAGCGACGGAUUCUGAAGGUGCCUCAGUUUCAGAUCAUUUAGAAAUAUCAGUUCAACACCACAAAUCUAGAAGGGCGGUAAACCAUGAGUUCUCGCUUUACGUACAACUGGAAAAGAAGUAUCAGUUUCCAUACCAAAUAGAGUGGCCGCUACGAAUACUUAAUUCAUUAAAGGAAAUUUAUCGUCUUCCGAAUUUAAAUGAUAUAACUGUUAGGAAUGUAGACCACCAUAGUGUACCAGCAGUUUUUACUUGGACUAAUGACUCAUUGCCAAAACAUAUUUGUCCUAAAAAGGAAUUGGAUAGUAUUUUUAAGGUUUUGACAAUAAAUCACGAUGGUGAUCCAACGCACGAAUUAAUUACAUCUCUUUCACCUGCACUUAAAGUUAAAAAGGUCGCAUAUAAAGGACUAGGAGUAUGCGAACCAAAACAACCACCUCCAGCUCCAAUGACACCUCCAACAAAUUUCUCCCCAGUUUUAAGAAAUCCAGUAGAUCAUAUCAACGCUACCGUUGGAAAAUUAUUAGUGUUUAAAGUUCCAGAUGAUACAUUUUAUGAUCCUGAAGAUACAGAUCCACGUAAUUUACGUAUGAAGCUUUUAACAUCCGAUCGUCAACCGCUUCCAUUCGAUAAUUGGUUACAGUUCGACGAUAAAAAUAAAGAGUUUUAUGGUAUUCCAAUGAUUAAUGACACCGGAUCACGCGAAUAUCAACUGAUUUGUAAAGAUAGCGGGGGAUUAUCCGCUAGUGAUAGCUUAGUAGUUGUAGUACAUCCCGCUCCAAGAUAUCAUUACAACGUCGAAUUUCGAAUGUCUCUUGUAACCGAAUACGAAAAAUUCGUACAUAGCGCAGGCGUUAAACGAAAAUUCGUCGAAAAACUUCAGGAAUUAUUCGAAGAUAAAACCACCGAUCACAUCCAAUUAAAAUCAAUUAGUAGAGGUUCAACCAUUAUUAGUUGGUACAACACUUCGCUUCGUUUAGAUCAGUGUCCAAGAGAUGAAAUCAAAAGACUCGGUUCUAUGUUAGUGAAUACCGACCGAACGAUCGCUUCGAGAGUUCAGUAUAUUAUGGAUGACGAUUUUCCGGUUAAAUCAAUACAGUUGGAAGAUUUGGGAGCGUGUAAACGACAAUCCAUACAAGUACCUAAAUUAGAUACUACCCCACCACCUCCAGUAGAUGAAGGAGGAUCUUCUUCUAACUCGUAUCAAGACGAGUAUUUAGUCACCUUCAUUGUUCCAGCUAUUAUUAUUACCGCUAUGUUAUUAUUAGCUGGGGUGUUUGCUUGUAUUUUAUAUCGAAGGAGACGAAGUGGUAAAAUGAAUGUUGAUGAUGAAGGUAGAGCUACAUAUGGGAAUAAAGGUAUCCCAGUAAUAUUUCAAGAGGAAUUGGAAGAUAAACCAGAAUCAGGGACGAAGACUCCUAUAAUAUUUAAGGAUGAAAAACCUCCAUUGGCCCCACCCGAAUACAGCAAGAGUGGUUCUUUAAAAUUAACGGACGAUUCAGAGCCGUAUCAACCACCACCACCAGUAGCUAGGGUACAAGAAAACGGAAGGCAGUUAAGACCAAAACCAACGCCCACAUAUAGAAAACCUCCGCCUUACGUGCCUCCCUAAAGAUACAUAACUAAACCCACAUAAAAAAAAAUCCUUUAUUAAUUCCCCCCACACAGAGAGAGAGAGCUUGCUACGAUCGUUUCGUAGAUACAUUUUUUUUAUAAUUCGUCUCCUUUAAACAUACAUUUAUUUUAGACGUUUUAACAUCGCGUCGGGUUACAUAUCGUAAUUUUAGAAAACGAGGAAUGUUUCGCAAAAACACCUCUGUGUUUAAAAAGAAAACUUACUCUACGAUAAAAUUGUGUAUAUAGAAAAAAAAUUGUCUGUUUUUUAAUUAAGACUUAUGGGAAACUUAAUAAUUUUCGGUGUUCAAUUGUGAUUUGAUGGAAAAUUCAUGAAAAUCAAAAAAAAAGAACAAGAAAAAUGUACUUAUACCCACUCCUAUAGGUUUUUUCUUCUUAAAACGUACAAGAAGUAUGAAGACAAAUUGUGAUUUUUAAAACCAUUUUUAUACAUAUCUAGAAAUACAGAGGAUGUUGUAUUUUAACAUUUUUAACAAUACGAUUCUUUUUAAAAUCAUUUUAAAUAUUUAAAUACAACAUUUUCAUUAAAAAAAAAUGAAAAUUUUAAGUUUUAAUUCGCAUUUUAGGUUUUAUAGAAGAUCAAAAAAAUGUACCAAGAAAGUAAUAUAAUAGAUACUAUAAAUAUGAUACAAAACUCUAUUGAUGGGUAUCACUUUUUGUAUGUUUUUACUUUUCUAUUAUAGUAGUUUCUCUUUCUAUUUAACAAAAAAGAAAUCUAGUGUCUGGACCAAAAAAAAAUCGAUAUGGAGAAGAAUCUUUUUGUUUCUUCAAAUUUAUUUCACGCCGUUUCUCGCUUACACUUUGAUAGUGUAUAUUUAUGAUUAUUGUACGUACUUAUAUAUUUAUAUUAUAGUUGCGCGUAGUCUCACUCGUGUCUUUCUCGUUAAUAUGAUUCUUCCUAAUAAUAUUAAAAAAAAAAAUAAUAAACGAUCGUAAACUAACAAAACUAUCAGAAUAAGUGCCAUAUAUAUUUUUAAUAAUGAUUUUAUUGGUAAACAUUAAUUAAUUACUCAUUUCUGUAGCCUCAUCAAAAAAUAUUUAAUUGUAUAUCACACAAAAAAUAUAUAAAAAAGAAAACAAGAGGUACGCUUAUUUUUCAAGCACAAAACGACUUAUUUCACUUUUAUUUUUUGGUGAAUCUUAGCAGAAAAAUAAGUUUUUAAAUAAUAUUCAUAUAAAUUAUAAGGUCCACAUUGAUAUACAAUCGAAAAAUAUGUAAUAAGACUGUACAUUUAAUUAUAUUCUUACUUUUUUUCAAUUUUUAUUUGAUCUGUAUCUUAUUGUCAAUAAAAUUAUAUGUGUAUUCAAUGUAUUCCACGUGUGACGUAGUUUGUGGAAUUAUCUAAUAAAUAAAAUGUUCUAAAUGAUGAACUAAACUCA
Messenger RNA from Onthophagus taurus, 5291 nucleotides. RefSeq names its product Dystroglycan (gene Dg). The record is from RefSeq and is a predicted model, not a curated record. Gene Ontology annotation, biological process: muscle attachment; axon guidance; morphogenesis of an epithelium. Gene Ontology annotation, molecular function: calcium ion binding; laminin binding. Gene Ontology annotation, cellular component: sarcolemma; dystrophin-associated glycoprotein complex; dystroglycan complex. NCBI's taxonomy places the organism in Eukaryota, Metazoa, Arthropoda, Insecta, Coleoptera, Scarabaeidae.